AUGGAAGAAACACAACAAAUACAACCAAAUGACUCUGGACAUAUUGAGGUAAAAAGAGAAGAAAGAAAGGGUGAUAAAAUCUUUAAUUUUCUUUUUAAGUAUAUACACAAACUUAGAUUUGUUAUUGUAAUAUUUUGGAUUCUUGCCGUUAUUGGAUUUGCUUAUCCUGCAUUAAAAUUUCUUGGUGCUACAUCAUUGUUUAUUGAACCACCGAAAGGAACAUUAGCGUAUAGUGCAAAUCAGUUGGUUAAUGAGAAGUAUCCUGAUGUGUUUAAAGAAGGACAAAAUAUUGUGGCUAUUAAAACUACUGAUAACUCUUCUGUUCUUACGCCAUAUACUGAAUCAUUUUCACACCAACUAAAUAGUUGGAUGCAAGAACAACCAAUUAUUCUUUCGGCUGAAGGAUAUUAUCUUCUUCCUAAUGCUUCUAAUGCAACUAUAAUUGACCAAACUGCAUUGGAAAUAAUUAAAAAACAAUUUGUUGGGAAGUCAGGAGAUGUUACAACAAUUAUCAUUACAAUUGAUGAUAGAGAUGGUACAGCAAUUCCAAAAUUUGUAAAAUCAUUAAGAAAAGAAAUUAAACGAUUAAAUAAUGAAACAGAUAAGUAUUAUGUUGGGGUAACUGGAUUUGAACCUGGAAGUGUUGACUUACAAGAAGAAAUUAUGAUGUCAUUAAUGAAAAUGGAUAUUUCAUGUAUUCCAAUUGCUAUUUUAGUAUUACUUUGGGUACUUAAAUCAUUAUCUUUAAUGAUAAUUCCAUUGUGUACAAUUGUAACUUCAUUUGUUGUAUCAUUUGGAAUUAUGUAUCCUAUUACAUUUGCUAUUGAUAUUUAUGGUGUUGCUCCUGCAUUAAUGAUGUCAUGUAUAGCAGCAAUGUCUAUCGACUAUUCAUUAUUCUUAUUAACUCGUUUUUCAGAAGAAUUAUCUAUUGAACAGAGUUAUUAUGACGUUAUAAAAAAUACUUUACAACAUGCAGGAAGAAUUAUUUUUACAUCAGGAGGAUUAUUAACACUUUGUUUUGUAUCACUAUGUUUCUUUCCAUUAGAUGUUAUUAUUACUUUAGGAAUGGGUGCAGCUAUUUCCAUAUUUAUUACUAUUAUCGUUAAUUUAACUUUGACACCAUCUCUUCUAGGUAUAUUUCCAAAAUUCUUUUCUAAAAGAGGAUUUAUUCCAUGUAUUAAACGUUGUAGAGCAUGGGCAGAAAACAAAGAAAAAAGUUAUCAUAAAUCAAUUGGUUUAUAUUGGUGUGUACCCGUAAUCACUUUCCCAAUUAUUAUUGGAUUAUCUUCUGAUUAUGAUAUCUUUUUGUUUUCAAGAAUUAUGGAAUUAAGAAGAAAAGGAUUGUCAACCCAUUUAAGUGUUAUCAUUGGUGUAGAGAAAGCUGGGUAUUUAAUUUCUUAUGCAGGUAUUAUUAUGGCAAUUGCUUUCUCUGGAUUAUUCUUAAGUGCUAUUUUGAUGUUGAAUCAAUUUGCAUUUAUCUUAAUGUUUAGUGUGUUGUUAGAUACUUUUAUUAUUCGUUCAAUUCUUCUCCCUGCUAUCGUUAAUUUACUUGGAGAAUUAAAUUGGUUCCCUAAAAGAUAUGCUAUCCAAUUCGACAACUACAAAAAGUAUAUGGAUACUAUCUCCCCAGAAGUUUCAGAAGAAACCCCAAUCGUUCAUAAUACUCAAAACGGUAGUGAAGAGGGAAAUGAAAAAACUGCUUUAUUAACUAAUUAA
This is a messenger RNA of Entamoeba dispar SAW760, 1716 nucleotides long. RefSeq lists its product as uncharacterized. The record is from RefSeq and is a predicted model, not a curated record. Gene Ontology annotation, cellular component: membrane. Bases 1 to 1716 code for a protein of 571 amino acids. Lineage: Eukaryota; Evosea; Mastigamoebida; Endamoebidae. The transcript has 2 exons.